Gracilinanus agilis (Agile Gracile Mouse Opossum) is the source of this 1149-nucleotide messenger RNA. RefSeq names its product neuropeptide Y receptor Y2 (gene NPY2R). NCBI's taxonomy places the organism in Eukaryota, Metazoa, Chordata, Mammalia, Didelphimorphia, Didelphidae. Gene Ontology annotation, molecular function: neuropeptide Y receptor activity. The transcript has a single exon. Gene Ontology annotation, cellular component: membrane. The record is from RefSeq and is a predicted model, not a curated record. Bases 1 to 1149 code for a protein of 382 amino acids. Gene Ontology annotation, biological process: G protein-coupled receptor signaling pathway.
AUGGGGCCAACAGGAGCACAGACUGAAGAGAAUCAGACAACGGAGGGAACAGAGAUUGAAUGGUAUGAGACAGUACAAACUACCCCAAGAGGUCAGCUGGCCCCUGACCCUAAACCAGGUCUUGCUGAUAGCACUAAGCUGAUCGAAGUUCAGGUAGUCCUCAUCUUAGCUUAUUGCACCAUCAUCUUACUGGGAGUGAUUGGCAAUUCCUUGGUGAUCCAUGUGGUGAUCAAGUUCAAGAGUAUGCGUACCGUCACCAACUUCUUCAUUGCCAAUCUUGCUGUUGCUGAUCUUCUAGUGAACACAUUGUGCCUCCCCUUCACCCUUACUUACACCUUGAUGGGGGAGUGGAAAAUGGGUCCCAUCCUAUGCCACCUGGUGCCCUAUGCCCAGGGCUUGGCGGUGCAGGUGUCCACAAUCACCCUAACUGUGAUCGCCCUAGAUCGACACCGUUGUAUUGUUUACCAUCUGGAGAGUAAGAUUUCCAAAAGGAUCAGCUUUCUGAUCAUUGGACUGGCCUGGGGCAUUAGUGCCUUGCUGGCUAGUCCCCUGGCUAUCUUCCGGGAAUAUUCUCUGAUUGAGAUCAUCCCAGACUUUGAGAUUGUGGUCUGUACUGAAAAGUGGCCAGGUGAGGAAAAGAGCAUGUAUGGGACCAUUUAUAGCCUCUCUUCCUUACUGAUCUUAUAUGUUCUGCCAUUGGGCAUCAUAUCAUUUGCUUACAUACAAAUCUGGAGUAAGCUGAAGAAUCACAUCAGCCCCGGGGUGGCCAACGAUCACUACCAUCAGCGUCGGCAUAAGACUACCAAGAUGCUCGUGUGCGUGGUGGUGGUGUUUGCAGUCAGCUGGCUGCCUCUCCAUGCCUUCCAGCUUGCCAUUGACAUUGACAACCAGGUCCUGGACCUGAGGGAAUACAAGCUCAUUUUCACAAUAUUUCACAUCAUUGCCAUGUGCUCUACCUUUGCCAACCCCUUUCUUUAUGGCUGGAUGAAUAGCAACUAUAGAAAAGCCUUCCUCUCGGCCUUCCAUUGUGAGCAGAGGCUGGACUCCAUCCACUCAGAGGUUUCAGUGACAUUCAAAGCCAAGAAGGACCUGGAAGUCAAAAAGAAUGCUUGUGCCAAUGACUCUUUCACAGAGGCCACCAACGUCUAA